AUGAAAAAGAGCUCGGCCGUAUCUGCGCGCAGCAAGUCGGGAGUGUUCCCGAGCCCUGGUACUCCGAAUUACCGCCAUGAUGACGGAGCAACAGGGUACCAGAAGGGGUGGAGUUCUGAGCGAGUCCCCCUGCCUGCCAAAUCUGGCCGGAGAUAUGUUAGUACUUCGGCAUUGUUGCCAUUCAACAACGGACGAACAUUGCCGUCAAAAUGGGAGGACGCAGAGAAGUGGAUCUUCAGUCCAGUUUCCGGUAUUGAUCGUCCUGCGGGCCUCCCACCUCACCAUCGGCGACCGAAGUCAAAAAGCGGGCCACUUGCCACGCCCUUCGAGAUGGGCUAUUCCUACUCAUCGGCUUCACCACCCAUGUCAAUGUUUGAUGGGGGAAGAAUCCGAAAUUUUCCCGAUAAUUCUCCUUUUCUGACGGGUGUUCUGAUGACAGAACGUGGGUGUUGUGGCAGUGUUAGCAGUGGUGGGGGAAGCGGCAGUGAAGGAGUAAGAAUAUCAGUGACGGGGGGAGGAAAGGGGUCGUAUUGUGCACAUGCAGAUGAGGGAGUAGUCAGGCCCGCAAGUGUCCCUGGGUGUUCUGAUCUGCUACUUCAGUCAUCUUUCUCUCUGCCCGGUUUUGGAGGUAUGAUGUUCCUUUUUCUGCAUUAUGAUUGGCUGAUUUCUGGAUGGUAAUGUUUUUAUUUUUUGCUCAAUUGAUUCCUGUAAUGUACACAGCUCAAUCUGGUCUCACUUUUCCAAGCAUUUGCACGAGUUUUAUCGUUGAAUAAAUAGAAUGGAAUGUAUUCCUCAAUCCAAAAUGUGUGAAUACAACAGUCGAAGUUCUCAAGAUGGUUACUCUUUCUUUUCAUUUUGCAGAACUAAAUAUUUAGUAAUUUCGUGAUAGUGUUUAACCCAAGUUGGUGAACAAAUAGAGGAUCUAUCACCAAUUCCAGAAAAGAGAGCGUCAUAAACUUCAGUGGAUGCUUUUUAGAAGUUUUUAUGUGCAAGAAGUCCACUGGAAUAACAGUAAACCAUCAAAGUUAUGAAUCGUGUGUGGCUGCUCUACUGUGGACCUUCUAAUCUAUUGAGAAAAAUCACUCAUCAUAAUUCAAAUACAAGUUCCCAAUUGGCAUAAUAUCAGAAAAAGAAUGUCUGAGAGAAGGAAUAUGUAGAAAAUUCGCUGCGACAGGGACAGUGGGAGCCUAGAUGAGGUUUAAUCAUUUAAUUAUGAUUCCCUUCUUCCAGAUAAUCUAAUUUAUCUUUUCCAAAUGCACGAUUGGCUUGAAGCUUAUGGGCUGAAACUUUGGAGCAUAAAGAAAACCACAGCCAAGAGAACUGAAUUUUGGUACUCAUGGCAUCAUCUGUUGCCAUUCUUAAUUGGCUCCAUCGUGAUGUAGAACUUGGUGGUGUAGCUGAGAUACAUCUAGGAAGACCGCAGUAAAUGACGAGCUACUUCAAAUACAUCUAUGCUAUUAUCUUUGACCAGCUUAUUGUCAAUGGAGUCCCCCUCGCUGGUAGUGUCUGAGAUGGAAGCAUGCUAGAUGGAUAUGUCAACAUGAAAUAUUCAAAUUUUCAAAUGUAUCUACACGGACAUUUUUUUCAGUCCAGGUGACGAAAGACAUGGCCUUUCAUUCUUCCAUCCGAGUAAAAUACCAUAUUCUUGGUGUUUUCCGAGUUAUUCUGCGCCAUGAACCUUUCAUUUCAACCUUGAUAGAUACUUCCAUGUGCUUGAUUCUACGUUAGGUAACAGUGUGAAAGACAUUAUUAUAAAUUAAUUCAUACCGGAUACAUUCUAAGAAGUGGCCGCUGAUCAUUCUUCAACUCUUGGUUAUUCCAGUAUAAAAUUACACAUCACUGGCACAGGGUAUCAUUCAAAAUCAUCAACUGGUGACUAGUAACUGUUUAAGCAGAAAAACCUUCUAAGCACUCGUUGCUGACUCAUCGUUCACAUUCAGACCAUUGCUACUUCCCCUAUUCUUGGAAAUUUAGUUCACAUAGGACAAGUAGAGCUUUGCUGAUUCGUAUGAUCUUUGCGUUACUUAUUUGGGACUCGGAGGAUAUUUCACUAUCUUGUAGGUUAUUUACUGUAGAUGGCGAGGAUUGUUUUGUUUCAACUUUUUCUCUUUUCUCAUCAUCGGGAACUCAAAGGAAGUACAGCUUUUCUCGAUUAUCUUCUUUGUUCUAACAUUAUUCCUUGACUGAUAGAAACUCGGGUUUCCACUGUACUGACGAAAGGAGGCUUCUAGCCUUCUGUAAAAUUCCUUGACCUACAGUGAUCUUUGUUUUGCUUCUAGAAUUUCAACAAAUGCGUCGUCUAGAUGGCAACAAUUGGGCUAAUAUCUAUUAAUCAUAACAUUAAAAUAAUGGUGUGAAACCCACCUCUUUAUAUUUUUGUGAAGAGUUUUAUCCUUCUUCUGCUACCGUUAUUUUAUCACAUUUUUCUUGUUUUCUUAUUUUUCAACUAUGCUCAGCUGUUGUUGUCUUGUUGAAGUGUCUCAUUUACCACCGAUCUUGAAAAGGAAAGUGGGCUCAACCCUCUUGUCCUCAACUACCGCUGCCUGAUAAUCCAUAAAUUGGCUGACAGGACGAUAAUGCCCCAAGACAUGCUGAUCUCCCUGUUUUUUUGUCUAAUUUAGCAUAAUUUUAUGAUUUAUGAAGAGAAAAAAAAAUCGCUUUUAGCUGAAUAUGAAUACCUACUGUACACGCUGGUGAAGAUACAUGCGUAGAAUCCGAUCAAUUGUGAUGGCUGACAUUUGACUGCCUCCUGAACAACAAGGAUACGGAUGGGUGUGAGAUAUGGGACUACUUAAUGAGGAGGGUGGCCUAGGUGAAAUAAUUAUACUCUUAAGAGGUCCUGUUCACGGGGUAUUGGAAACUGUUAUAUCCAGACCAGCCAUGCCUGUAAUGACGCCGCAUCAUCAUUCGUAGGUUGUUCAUAUUUUUGGAAAGGGCCACUGGCAGAUGAUUGGCUUAUUGGGAUGUCUUGUUAUUGAAGUUGCCUUAUUUUGAAAUUGUCUUGCAUAUGCUCAUUCCUUGCCAACUAGGGCACAUGAGGCCUUUAUUACUAAUUAUGGGAUUAAAUAUGCAGAUCAAAAGGCUGACGGUACCAUGGAUUCACCUGUGAUCCUGAGAAAGGAUGUGGCUACUCAGAUGAGCCCUGAGGACAGCCCUCGAUCUUCUCCCAAGGAGAGGCUUCACUUCUCUCCCUCACCAGCGUCAUCCCCUGUGCUCGAGGAGAUGCAAAGCCAUUUCUCAAAGCUAGAGGUCAGAGAUGUUCAAGUAGAUGAUAGGGUGACUGUGACAAGAUGGACAAAGAAGAACAUUUCACGUGGGUCAGAUAAAGGCUCGGCAAAUGUCGUAGAGUGGAAGAAGAAGACAGCGGAGUCCAGAGAUUCAUCUUGGGAAGUCUCAGAGACGGCAAAAUCUAUAUCCAAGUAAGCAUAGCUUCAAUGUCUGCGUUUCCAAUUGACCACUUUAGCGAUUCACCCAGAGGUGUUACACCUUCCAGCUGAGGAACAGCCGACCUCGCAUUUGUCCUGGUUUUACAGUUGAAAUAUUUCCAUAUUUGUUUCUUCAGGACUGUAGAAAUUCAGGGUAUGAUCGCAAGGUGAUUGUGAGUGGCGUCCUAAUCUCCAACAAUAUUGCGAAUCAAACCAUUCUCUCAGACCUCCGCUCUCCUCACCUCAGUUGGGUUCUAAACUUGAGCUCUCUUCGGACUUCAUACACUUCGUGAUCUUUGCAGGAUUAGGAGAGAGGAGGCGAAGAUCACGGCCUGGGAAAACUUGCAGAAAGCAAAGGCUGAGGCAGCCAUAAGAAAGCUGGAGGUUUGCAUCUGAUCAGAAAAAAACAAAAUUCUUCUUUUAAAAUUAUGUAAAUAUAUUUAUUUAAAAUAAAAAAAAUUCAAACCCAUGGAUGCUUCAUUGGUUCUAGCCGGUUCCAUGUUUGUGUGAAAGAGGUUCUAUCUCAUGUCUACGAUCUCUGCGCUUUCUUCUGUCCAGAUGAAGCUCGAGAAGAAGAGAUCCUCCUCCAUGGACAAGAUCUUGAAAAAGUUGAAGUCGGCUCAAGGAAAAGCCCAUGAUAUGAGGAACGCUGCCGCUUCCAGCCAGGCUAAUCAGGCUGCGAGACCAUCAAAAAUGGUCUCGUCCUUCCGCAAGGCUGGCCAGAUGAACCCUCUGAGAGCCUGCUUCACUUGCCACGUUUUCUAG
Molecule: messenger RNA, 4190 nt
Organism: Spirodela intermedia
Lineage: Eukaryota; Viridiplantae; Streptophyta; Magnoliopsida; Alismatales; Araceae
Source: the annotation of a GenBank genome assembly